Messenger RNA from Thalassophryne amazonica, 611 nucleotides. It is a transcript of the gene trappc2, whose product is annotated as trafficking protein particle complex 2. NCBI's taxonomy places the organism in Eukaryota, Metazoa, Chordata, Actinopteri, Batrachoidiformes, Batrachoididae. The record is from RefSeq and is a predicted model, not a curated record. Gene Ontology annotation, cellular component: cytoplasm; nucleus; TRAPP complex. Bases 132 to 554 code for a protein of 140 amino acids. The transcript is spliced from 5 exons. Gene Ontology annotation, biological process: endoplasmic reticulum to Golgi vesicle-mediated transport.
UUUACAUUUUUUUAAAACAUUUUACAAGAAUUGUUUUUGUUAAGAAAUCGUGACGUAAUAUUCUCGCGACCGCCCUAUGUGCAGGAAGUAAAGUUAACAGUUUGUUUGUUUGUUCUAAGAAAUAAAUCACGAUGUCCGGGAGCUUCUAUUUUGUCAUGGUGGGGCAUCACGAUAACCCUGUCUUUGAGAUGGAGUUCUUGCCAGCUGGAAAGCCUGAAUCAAAGGAUGACCACCGCCACCUCAACCAGUUCAUUGCACAUGCAGCUCUCGAUCUGGUGGAUGAAAACAUGUGGUUGUCCAACAACAUGUAUUUGAAAACUGUGGACAAGUUCAACGAGUGGUUCGUUUCUGCUUUUGUUACAGCUGGACAAAUUAGAUUCAUUAUGCUGCACGAUGUGCGACAAGAAGAUGGAAUAAAAAACUUCUUUAAUGACGUAUACGAUUUAUACAUAAAGUUUGCUAUGAACCCCUUCUAUGAAAUCAACUCACCGAUUCGCUCAACAGCCUUUGAGAGGAAAGUUCAGUUUCUAGGCAAGAAACAUCUUCUGAGCUAACUGCUCUGGGGUCAGAAACAUUUGGAUGGAUUUCUUUGCAUGUACUCAUAUUCCCAC